Molecule: messenger RNA, 483 nt
Organism: Pongo pygmaeus (Bornean orangutan)
Lineage: Eukaryota; Metazoa; Chordata; Mammalia; Primates; Hominidae
Gene: ERVH48-1
Product: endogenous retrovirus group 48 member 1, envelope
Exons: 1
Coding region: 1-483 (160 amino acids)
Source: RefSeq, a predicted model, not a curated record
AUGGCCUGUAUCUACCCAACCACUUGCUAUACCUUUCUUCCAACCAAAAGUCUUAAUACAGGAAUAUCUCUCACCACAAUCCUAAUACUGUCAGUAGCUGUCCUGCUGUCCACAGCAGCCCCUCCGAGCUGCCAUGAGUGUUAUCAGUCUUUGCACUACAGAGGGAAGAUGCAACAAUACUUUACUUACUAUACUCAUAUAGAAAGAUCCUGUUAUGGAACCUUAAUCGAGGAAUGUGUUGAAUCAGGAAAGAGUUAUUAUAAAGUAAAGAAUCUAGGAGUAUGUGGCAGUCGUAAUGGGGCUAUUUGCCCCAGAGGGAAGCAGUGGCUUUGCUUCACCAAAAUUGGACAAUGGGGAGUAAACACUCAGGUGCUCGAGGACAUAAAGAGAGAACAGAUGAUAGCCAAAGCCAAAGCCUCAAAACCAACAACUCCCCCUGAAAAUCACCCACGGCAUUUCCAUUCCUUUAUACAAAAACUAUAA